Messenger RNA from Setaria italica (foxtail millet), 663 nucleotides. Its product is annotated as RING-H2 finger protein ATL39. NCBI's taxonomy places the organism in Eukaryota, Viridiplantae, Streptophyta, Magnoliopsida, Poales, Poaceae. The transcript has a single exon. The record is from RefSeq and is a predicted model, not a curated record. Gene Ontology annotation, biological process: protein ubiquitination. The coding region runs from base 1 to 663 and encodes 220 amino acids.
AUGCUCAACAUGUACCCGAGGCUCCAGCUCCAGGCGAGCUCCGUCGACGACGGCGAGGACGAGAACGUGGACGACGACGGCUACAGCGCCUUCUACGGCUACGGCAUCGCCGUGGUGUGCGUGACCAUCUUCGUGUUCUGCGUGCUCGUCUCCACCGUCGUCAGCGUCUGGAAGGCGUGCGCCUUCGCCAUCCUGGCCGCGCUGCUGCUCGGCGCCGCCGGCUGCUACGUGCCCAGGCGGUGGUUCCGCCGGAGCGGUCGGAGGGGCGCGGGCGCGGAGCUGGUCGUCGUCACGGUCGCGGCGGCGGGCGCCGUGCGGCCGGGCUACCCGUGUGGCGCUCAGGUGAAGGACGCGCCGUCGGCGUUCGCGUUCCAGUGCCCGGUCGAGGCGGGCGGCGGCGGGGGUGAGGCGGCGUCCGCGAGCUGCGUGGUGUGCUCGGUGUGCCUGGAGGACGUGCGCGGCGGCGAGAUGGUGCGGCAGGUGCCGGCGUGCAGGCACGUUUUCCACGUAGGGUGCAUCGACAUGUGGCUGCACUCGCACCGGACGUGCCCGAUGUGCCGCUGCGAGGUCUCGCCGGUGGCUAAGGUGACGACACCGAAAGACGCUGCGGCCGAGGAGGUGGCGCUGGAGUCGUCUGAUGAUCAUGAAUUGCCGCCGGUGUAA